UGACGUUCGCGUGGUCGUUCCUCGAUUCACGAUCGACUUCCACUCGACCACCGGAUGCGAGUAUUCGCGCCUCGAGAGGUAUCUCGACAACAGCCUUCGAUAGCUCGCGGAACAGAGUGAAAGCGAGUGCACGGUCGAGCCUCCGGGGAUCGAGGACUUCCGACGUCCAACAACCUGUAGGAUCUCGCGCCACCCGCUAAAAACGUGUUACGUCGAUUAAGUGGCUCGUAGAGUAAUUCGGUCACCGAUCGCGCGUCAUCCGGACCAGUGACACCUCGCGGACUAAGAACGCGUCAGGAGUGGGGGAGGUUGCAGCGAGUUUCGGAAUUUAAAACCCGGUCGCUGGUUGCAUCGAUGUCGACAGCAGGGGACAUGACGUUGGCGGGAAACCAGUAGAAUGAUCCACGCUCGCCAUGGAAUCGGGAGAAACAUCCGGGACGCGGUGAAUACCGAGAAUGUCGCGGAAGAUACGAUGAACGCGUCGGCGUGCAGCCGGAUCGUUUUUCGAGCCGUCGAGAAGAAGCGGAUAAUUAGCUGGUGGACCAUAAGGACCUGGUAGCGGAGGUGUUCGCGGGCUUCGGCGAGUGUGUUGGCGUCGAGGAGGCAAGUGUUAUCACGACGUUCUGCCUUGAAGGUGCGUGCUUUGGCGACGAGGGGCGGCUAUUGGCCGAUGGGAUGCAUCUACCGGUGGGUUCCGUGGGCUGCGGGGAGAAUUACGCCACCGUUGGAUCCCACGAAGGCGCCGGCCCUUGCGGCCCCUCACUGGCGCCGCUUCAGGGGGUGAGCACCAGGUACCAGCAGGCCGACGACGCCGACGCCGGGGGUGGUGGUGGCGAGAUGAGCGAGGGUGCCGCCGUCGGCGAGCUCUGGUGGACCGAGAGGCUCGUCGGCGAGGCACAAGCCGAACAUCCUGGCGAAUUGGUUCGAACAGGAUCGCCGUAUUUUCUCUGUAGCGAACUGCCGACUCACUGGCGGUCCAACAAGACGCUUCCGGUGGCGUUCAAAGUUGUCGCCCUGGGCGAGGUCGGCGAUGGGACUGUGGUGACAGUGCGAGCGGGUAACGACGAAAACUGUUGCGCCGAACUGAGGAAUUCCACUGCCUUGAUGAAGAACCAAGUCGCCAAGUUCAACGACCUCAGGUUCGUCGGAAGAAGCGGCAGGGGAAAGAGCUUCAGUAUCACCAUAACGGUGUCAACGACGCCACCCCAGGUAGCAACCUACACCAGAGCAAUCAAGGUGACGGUGGAUGGACCAAGGGAACCACGUUCCAAAACGAGACAGACACACAUCCCUGGACUGGCGCGAGUUCCUGCAUUGCCACGAGUCCCUGGUCUGGCACGAGGAACCUUCCCCGACGCACCGAGCCCGUUCACCCCCUACCUACGAGAACCGGACCCGUACAGGAGGAAUAAGCAUCACGUCGGCAACAACGUCACCGCGAAUUCGGUUAGUGGUGCCUGUAGCAACCCCAACAACACCGACCCGACCGCAUCGCCCGCUUCCAGUACACACCUCGGGGCUACCGGCGGCUCCUCGGCUCAUCAGGAUUGCUACAAGCACAGCCCUCAACACGGCGAUACGGGCGCAGGCACCACAGAAUGGGCCUAUUCGUCAGCGGCGCCAUCUUACCCAGCGCCUCCGGUGAGCAGCGGUGGUUCCUUUUCGCCGAUACCUGGCGGCGCGUUUUCCUAUCCAGGAGAAUCCCUCUCUCACCACCCGACCACGGAACCCGUGCCGUUACCCGCUGUGCUUUCGUCGGAGAACCAGCAGGACACUUACACGCCAAACUGCGUCUCCAUGUAUCCAGGCCACGGGACGUCAUCUACGUCUCUGCCUCUAGUGCCCAGCAAGUCCAGCGACCCGGACAUCUUCACGGGAGGCGGAACAGGAAGUGGCAGUCCUGGCUAUCACUAUGGUUCUUGGACACCGACACCAGCCACGCCGGUUCCGGUCGCCUCGCACAACUACAAUCCUAAUUACCAGGGCUACUACAACAACCCUAGCCAGAACUACAUCAGCCCGGCGCCUAUGGUUCUCUAUCCGCAACUCUACAGCACGGUGAACCAAAAUCAGAUCCAUCUUCACCUUCACGGCGACCUGACCGACGAACAGGUCACCAUAGCAGGUAGCAACCUCACCAUCAGCAGCAACAGACUGGAGAUCGGGGUCCUGGGCGAGGAGAGCGAACAACGGAACGACGUCUGGAGGCCCUAUUGAGGAGAUCCUGACUACGGGGAUGCUGAGUUCGUAAACGUUCGAAAUUGUACCCGGUGUUAUAAAUGUGAUAUCGACGAAAAAUUCGUCGCUCAAAGCGGCCAGGACGUUCGAAAGAACGUCUAAAUAGGAGAACUCGAGUUUUUGGGACUCUGUGGUGUUCGUGGGUUGCAGGUUGUAUGGUUUUCAUGGUCGCGGAAGGAUUCUCUGAGAGAAGCAAACGCAUCGAGAUCACAGGUGGAAUGAAAUUGUUUUUGUGGGAGAUUUGAUGUCUCAAGGUCUUUUUCGAAUGUUCGAUGCUUCGAAGCCCAGGCGCGAGUGAUCAGUGUUUUGUGGAAUAAUACUGAUGACAGUGAGGUAACUGGCGAGAGAGUCUGAGAUGUUGGAAAGGAUCUCGCUGGACUGCUUGAUCGCGAUUGAGAGGAUCGAUAGGGAUGGAGUAGCGAACGAUUCGGUGUUGUAAACCGAGCCAGCGGGUAGACAGUCCAUGUAACGUUGUAAAUACACAGAUA
Molecule: messenger RNA, 2726 nt
Organism: Colletes gigas
Lineage: Eukaryota; Metazoa; Arthropoda; Insecta; Hymenoptera; Colletidae
Product: protein lozenge-like
Exons: 6
Coding region: 676-2217 (513 amino acids)
Biological process (GO): regulation of DNA-templated transcription
Cellular component (GO): nucleus
Molecular function (GO): RNA polymerase II cis-regulatory region sequence-specific DNA binding; DNA-binding transcription factor activity, RNA polymerase II-specific; ATP binding
Source: RefSeq, a predicted model, not a curated record